AUUUCCUAUUUCUUUUCUUUUUUAUUCCCCUUCGAUCCCCCCUUAUAUAAUCACACUUGUCCUCAACCCUUUCAAUUUUUCUCAUUCCAACCUCCACCUGCUCUGCAUCCGCUUCUUCUAGUUCUCCCUUUGCCGAGACAAGUUUUAUUUUUAUUUUAUAUAUACUUAGUCAUAGAUAUUAUAUCUACUCAAAGCAGGUUUCAAGUUUUUUUACAAGCUUUUUCAUUUUUCAUCAUAUCAGUGUAGUUUGUGUUUUUGUGGGGGGAAAUGGAGAACAAUCAAUCUUUUUGGCAAUUCAGUGACCAGCUUCGGAUACAGUCAUCCAAUUUGGCCAACCUUUCUCUGAAUGAUUCAAUUUGGAGCAACAAUUACAUCUCCAAGAGGCAAGAUGAAAGGAUAAAUUUUGAUAUCAAAGUCGGUGGUGAAAUCAACUCUUUCAAGGCAAAAGCACCUGCUUCUGAUUACAACGAUGGGUGGAAAGAGAUGACCAAUAUGAAUGGAUCUUUCCUCAACAUGCCUCAGAACAUUUUGGGUGUUGGGUUGGACGGUGGAUCAAGUCUCAAUGGAGGAUUCAACAAGGGAAUUUAUUCCAAACCUGCUUUUUCCAAUCUUCACAAUAAUAACCUGAAUAUCAAUCCUAAGGGACACAAGUUCAAGGGUGAAGAUGAGCUUGUUCACCCUCCAAAGCCUUCCAAGAAGAAUUCCAACCCCAACAAGAAGCAUGGCGACAACAACAACAAUGAUAACAAGGAUGCCAAGGCUGCUGCAGACAAGAGAUUUAAGACACUGCCACCAUCAGAGUCUCUUCCUAGGAAUGAAACCAUUGGGGGCUAUAUCUUUGUUUGCAACAAUGAUACCAUGGCGGAGAAUCUCAAAAGACAGCUCUUUGGCCUGCCUCCACGAUACAGAGAUUCAGUUCGGGCAAUUACUCCGGGGUUGCCUCUUUUCCUUUACAACUAUUCCACGCACCAACUCCAUGGAAUCUUUGAGGCUGCGAGUUUUGGGGGUACAAAUAUUGAUCCAACGGCUUGGGAGGACAAGAAGUGUGCUGGUGAAUCUCGAUUCCCUGCUCAGGUACGAGUGAUUACUAGGAAAACUUGUGAACCAUUAGAGGAGGAUUCCUUUAGGCCAAUCCUUCACCACUAUGAUGGGCCCAAGUUCCGUCUUGAGCUGAAUGUGCCCGAGGCGUUGUCUCUGCUGGAUAUUUUUGCUGAACAAGAUACUUUCAACGACACUUUCAAGGCUUUGCCGGCAUAAAUGGAUAGAAAUAACAAAUAAUACAGGAAUAUCUCUCACAAAGACAAUAGAUAAUUAGAGAUUUGGGUUGGUUUGAAAGCUAUGGACAAAGAGUCCGAAGACAAGAAAACAAAAUGAAUAUAGCUUAGGACGCUUGGAUAUUUAGCAGCCUAUAUAUGUAUUACUAGUACUUUUGUAUAUAGAGGCUGCUAUGCAUAGUGGUCCAUUUUUCUUGGUUUUGGUGUAUACUGUUAUCAUAUUAAGAGAAUACAAUAAGAAUGCUGUACUAUUUUGUUUAUGAACUACAAAUUGGCGACAAAUGGAAGGCCAGCAUUUUGUAGCUUCGUAUAUAGCCUGUGUCGUAUUGAUAAGUUAAAUUAGAGGAAAGGCGUGAAGCCGUGAUAUGAUGAUGGUUCAAUAUAGUCUUAUAAUCGAUAAAAUAUGUGCUUUGAA
Messenger RNA from Abrus precatorius (Indian licorice), 1689 nucleotides. RefSeq names its product B2 protein. The record is from RefSeq and is a predicted model, not a curated record. The transcript is spliced from 5 exons. NCBI's taxonomy places the organism in Eukaryota, Viridiplantae, Streptophyta, Magnoliopsida, Fabales, Fabaceae. Gene Ontology annotation, biological process: response to endoplasmic reticulum stress. The coding region runs from base 268 to 1257 and encodes 329 amino acids.